Molecule: messenger RNA, 4204 nt
Organism: Diprion similis
Lineage: Eukaryota; Metazoa; Arthropoda; Insecta; Hymenoptera; Diprionidae
Product: disintegrin and metalloproteinase domain-containing protein 10
Exons: 16
Coding region: 19-3228 (1069 amino acids)
Biological process (GO): membrane protein ectodomain proteolysis; Notch signaling pathway
Cellular component (GO): plasma membrane
Molecular function (GO): metalloendopeptidase activity
Source: RefSeq, a predicted model, not a curated record
CCAGUUCGCUCGACGUGGAUGGGGUUGAAAAUGUUUUCCGUAAUGCUGGCGUGUAUCUGCCUCGCUGCCGCCUCUCCAAUACCGCAGCUCAAUGGGAUAACGCAAGGCUCGUACAUCAGGAGUUAUGGACCAGCUUGGUACGACACGUCUUCGCUGCGGGAGCAUCACUACUCCAGAAGGCGUCGAGACGCGGAAGAUAAGGACUCGGAAUCACCGGGAACACCAGAACGGCCGUUGCUAUUGCAUCUUGAGGCCCUUGACAGAGUGUUCAAAAUGAGGCUCGUCAGGGAUGUCGGCUUGUUCACGUCGGACGCUCAGUUCGAGGGUUCAAAAGGGCGGUCCAUCGCUUUCAACACUGAGCAUGCCUACACAGGGACACUCGAAGAUGACAAGACCGCAUUGGUUCACGGGGUUGUUACGUCAGACGGUCUCUUCGACGGAACAGUGCGGAGUGCCAACGGCGAAGAAAUUUACAUAGAGCCAGCAAGCAGGUACUUCAGGAAGAGACGAAGCGAGUCACCGCCGCUCGACGACGUCGACGUCAACGACGAGGACGACGUCAGUCCCAUAUACCACACGAUCGCGUAUCGCUCCAACGACGUCGCGACGCCGCGCCAAGAGCACUCGUGCGACAGCGAGCUUCUCCAUCGAAAUGGUAGCCUCAACUUCAACCAUACUUUCAGAAAAAGUGAAGCAACCUAUCAGCCCAACACCUCGCAGCCGAUCUACCAGCACCUAAACGAUGGAAAGUCUCACGCAAAGCCCGGCUUUUAUCCGAAGGAUGCUCGACGGAAGCACCCAACUGCCAGUUCCCACAAUUUGGAACUACUCGACAAACUGUACAGAGAGAGGUACACUCGAGUGCUCCGCAAACGUACCUCGGUCGACCCGAAAAAGACAACUUGUAUGCUCUACCUUCAGGCUGACCACACCUUCUUUGCCCACUACAAAUCUGAAGAGGCCUGCAUCGAGGUCAUGACUCGCCAUGUUCAACGCGUCAAUGCGAUUUACAGAUACACCGAUUUCAACCAGGACGGUCAGCCCGACAACAUCAGCUUCAUGAUUAAACGGGUCAAAGUACACGGUCACGACGCCCUCCAAGACCCCACCUAUCGUUUCACCGGCACCUAUGGGGUCGAAGAAUUCCUCGAACUCUUCUCUGAGGAGGACUACGACGCCUUUUGCCUGUCCUACAUGUUCACCUACAGGGAUUUCGAGAAGGGAACACUGGGCCUGGCCUGGACAGGCGACUUGAAGAACGCCGGAGGCGUUUGCGAGAAGAACGGGCAUUACAGAGGAAGCAUGAAGUCGUUGAACACGGGAAUAAUAACGCUGCUGAAUUACGGAAAGCAUGUUCCACCUGCGGUAUCGCACGUCACGCUGGCCCAUGAAAUCGGUCACAACUUUGGAUCGCCGCACGAUCCGGACGAGUGCUCGCCCGGGGGUGAAGACGGCAACUUCAUCAUGUUCGCCAGGGCGACCAGUGGCGACAAACGAAACAACAACCGCUUCAGCCCCUGCAGUCUGCUCUCCAUCAACCCUGUGCUAAACAACAAGGCCCGUUCGGCUAAGGGAUGCUUUGCCGAGCCACAGUCUUCGCUUUGCGGAAACGGGGUGGUGGAGGAAGGUGAGGAGUGUGAUUGCGGUUGGGAAGAGGAUUGCAACGAUCCGUGCUGUCAUCCUCAACGACGUCAUCAUCCAGCCCACGAGAUGCCCUGUCGGUUAACCGAGGGUUCGGUCUGCAGCCCGAGUCAGGGGCCUUGCUGCACGUCUGGAUGCACCUUGCGAAGCGGAGACAAAUGCAGGGACGAUAAUGGAUGUCGAGAUGCGAGCUUCUGCGAUGGUUAUGGUCCCCAGUGUCCGCAAUCUAUCAACAAACCCAACAAAACUAUAUGCAACGAGGAGUUCGUCUGCUACAUGGGAGAAUGCACCGGGAGCAUCUGCCUUGCGUAUGGUCUAGAAUCGUGCCAGUGCAUCGCGGCACCUGACGAUCCGCCAACCAAGAGCUGCGAGCUGUGCUGCAAAAUACCUGGCGAAAAUCAGCCCUGCUUAUCCUCCUUUGCAUGGAAUUUGCCACCUUACGACAUUCCCGACAUGUUUUCGAAGCCAGGGACACCUUGUAACGACUAUAACGGAUACUGUGAUAUCUUUCAAAAGUGUCGGGAGGUCGACCCGAGCGGACCAUUGGCCACCCUCAGACGACUCCUGCUGUCGGACGCAAGCUUGGCCACUUUUCAACGAUGGAUAACGGACCAUUGGUACGGAGUCGCGAUACUGACUCUUGUGGUUUUGAUAGCUCUGGUUGCAGUCGCACAAUUUUUCGGCAGACGGGCCAGCAAGCUUUCGGGCUUGCAGAGCGGUGGAACAGCUGAAUCGGGGGAAAACGAUUGUUACGUAAAGGAGAUUCGUGGAAAGCGUCGACAGCAGGAGGCGACACCGAAGAUCAGUUCAAUAAGCGUGACGAGAAUAAAGAAAAGGAUUAUUGAGACAAUGAAGACGAUCACUUCACCGAGCAGAAAUAAGACCUGCCCAAAUAAGUCGGAGCUGCGUAUAUCAAAGCUGUUCAAUUUCGUGGGAAAAAACGAGAGUGGCAAGGAUUCACAGAGCGAAAAUAAUCCCCGAAUUAAGAACCAGAAAGAAACCGAGAUUCACCGAGAUGGUAUAAUAAACGGACCUACGGACGGCACCGUUUUCUCAACGAGGGAAAAACCGAAGCUGCAAGGAUUCGGCGGUGCAGAAGCUGCGGAUUACUCCAAAAUUCGUUCCGCCGAUGAUGGAGUGUCUACGGAAAUCGACGAUCAAACUGCGCGGGGCUCCAGUGACCGCAAGAAACGCAAGAAGAUGACCGACGCUUCGAGCCCCAGUGAUUGGGAGAAAAGGGGUUUAGGAAAUUGGUUCCUCCGGAGUGUCGGGUUCGGGGACGCGGCUCUUAUCAGUGAUGAAUCGUCGCCGAAGCGACGCAGGAGUCGUGCUAAAAUAUCGGUGAAAUCGUCGUGGACUAACGUGGCGUCGAAUUUUCGAAACAUCGACGCGCGUCGCGCCUCGCCGAAGCAGCGAAAGGACACCAACGCGGCUUCGCCGCAGAACCGAUUUCGGGCGAAUAAUCAAUCCACAGAACCGCUGGUCGAACCCGAUACCCCGGAAACGCCGGAAUCACCCCUGCCGGAAGUCGCUUCGUCGCGAGUCGCAACGUCCGAUCUUGUCGUGCUUCUCAAAGAAAGUAGUUAGUGGUUUAUUCGCCCAAGUGACCGUCUUCGAGUGCACCGAAUCGGUCCGAGUAAAACUCGAACUUUGAGCAUGUCUGUAUAAAAACUAUUUUAAAUACUUGUCAACCACAAGACUUGUUUGUACGUAUUUAAUGUCAGCGUUAAGUUGAAUUGUAAUAUACACACUAUGUUAUAGAAUGUAUAAUAACUCGAGGAAAGAAAAGAUCCGUCAAAGUUUGGUUGCAGUUACUCACGAGACUGUAUUUUAUUCGGGUAUGUAGAGUGAAAAGAAGACGAAACUAGACGCUUAGAAUGUUUAAUUUCGUCGGGAUUUUCAUACUCGCGAACCAUACACCGCCGGUAUCUAUCACGAAUGAUGACAUCUGAAAUGAAUCACUCAUUCACAAACAUUAUAUACAUCUAAUCUUGUUCGUAUGAAUGUAUUUUUAUCGGAACUUGGAUACUUGGGUGAGGAAAUUGGAUAAUUUCCGAUACCAAGCUGUAAAGCGCUGAUAUCCUUUGAAUUUUGUUGAACGCAAAUGCAGCUAUACGGUUUAUGAUAUUAUGUAUGUAUAAGUACGAUCGAUCGUGUAAUGUGUUUUAUAAUUGGGAAAGUGUAGAACUGGUGUAUUUGUACAUAUUGUAUAUACCUAUAAAACGGAUCUGAUUUCCGUAUUAUCGAAUAAGAGUCCAUUGCAGCGUACAUAUAAUUGCGUAGCUCAGACUUGCUGAUUUCUUAUCUGUUAUUCGAAUUUCGAGGUUGAAAAAAAAGGCAGAGCGGAAACAGGAGAACGCUGAAAAUGGUUCAUUGAUACCAUGCUCGAGGUUGGCCUGACACUUUGCGGAGAAGAUCGACCACCGGAAUGAGCAAGGAAGAUCUUAUUAUGUAUAGAAGAGGACCAAACGUAGAAUAUGUAAUAUCUAGAGCAGUAAACAUGAAAAAAUCUGGUCAUAACUGUGUUACGAAAUAAUAAAAUAUACGUCAAUAUUGGCAUAAA